Molecule: messenger RNA, 585 nt
Organism: Glarea lozoyensis ATCC 20868
Lineage: Eukaryota; Fungi; Ascomycota; Leotiomycetes; Helotiales; Helotiaceae
Product: P-loop containing nucleoside triphosphate hydrolase
Exons: 4
Coding region: 1-585 (194 amino acids)
Biological process (GO): small GTPase-mediated signal transduction
Molecular function (GO): GTP binding; GTPase activity
Source: RefSeq, a predicted model, not a curated record
AUGGUUGUCGCCACAAUAAAAUGCGUUGUCGUCGGUGAUGGUGCUGUAGGAAAGACUUGCCUCCUGAUCAGUUACACCACAAACAAGUUCCCCUCGGAAUACGUUCCUACCGUUUUUGAUAAUUAUGCCGUCACGGUAAUGAUCGGCGACGAACCAUAUACUCUCGGCCUUUUCGAUACCGCUGGACAAGAAGAUUACGAUCGUCUGCGACCCCUUUCCUAUCCCCAAACCGAUGUCUUCCUUGUAUGCUUCUCCGUCACAUCACCCGCUUCCUUCGAAAACGUACGCGAGAAAUGGUUUCCCGAAGUCCACCACCAUUGCCCAGGAGUUCCUUGCCUUAUCGUUGGCACCCAGACAGAUUUACGAGAUGAUAAUAGCGUUAGAGAAAAAUUGAGCAAACAAAAGAUGUCACCGGUAAAGAAGGAAGAUGGAGAGCGAAUGGCCAAGGAAUUGGGAGCGGUCAAAUAUGUUGAGUGUAGUGCGUUGACUCAAUAUAAGUUAAAGGAUGUAUUCGACGAGGCAAUCGUAGCAGCGCUUGAACCUCCGCAGGUCAAAAAGAAGCACAACAAGUGUUUGAUACUUUGA